AUGUCGAAUCAGGUGCCGAAGGUGCGGAGGGACACGAUUGUAGCAUGCAUGACUUGCCCACUCUGCAACAAGUUGUUCAGGGAAGCCACAACCAUAUCCGAAUGUCUGCACACGUGUGAGCCCUCCUCUCUUUCAAUCCGUGUCAAUUUUUUCUCCGAUUUCUCUGCAUUCGCUUCUUCCUUCACUCUACGCCCUGAUGCGGGAGCAUCUGGACUUUGCGUAACCGGAAAGAGAUAUGGGAAGUGCAUUUAUGAUAAAAUUACGGAUGAAGAAUUGGAAACUUGUCCAAUAUGCAAUAUUGAUUUGGGUGGUGCUCCACUCGAGAAACUGAGGCCAGACCACAGUUUGCAAGAUGUAAGGGCCAAAGUUUUUCCCUUAAAGGGAAGAAAGGUGAAGGCACCUGAAAUUGUGCCCUCAGUACCAUUUCCAGCUAGAAGAAAGGAGAGAUCUCUUUCGUCUUUGGUGGUCAGCACUCCAAGGGUAUCUGCACAGGCAACAAUGACAGGAAGAAGAACAAAACCUUCAAGAAAGGCUAAUAGUCUGCGGUCCACUAGUUUUUCCAUUGAAAAGCCCAUUAAAAAGGAGGAAGACUUACUGGAAGAUCAUCCUGAGAGUUCAAGCUCACCUGACACUUCAAAUAAGUUUGCUCAGAAUUCCGGACAGAGUAUGUCCCCUUGUGAGGGUAGUCAAUCCGCACCCAAUAAAGGAUCAGAGAAUGGUGCCGAACUAUGGGAUGCAAAAUUGGAUCUUUGGAAACCGUUGAAUUGUUUAGUAGAGGUCGCAAGUAGGAGUAAAUCUUUCAAGUCUAAUGUGCAAGUGUCUGAUGCUAAAUUAGAAAGCACUCAAGUAAAUGAGAGCGACUUUCAAGUGCAGAAAGCUAAAAAUAAGGAAAAUAAACGUAAGGCAAAAGUUGAGGAUGAAAAGAUUAGCCCUUAUCCAUUCUCUUCAGAUACAGCAAAACCUAAUAAAUUGCGCAGAAUGCGCAAGAAGAAGGAGCCUGCUUCUGGAGAAUCAAGCAUAUCACCCCAAGCUGUACUGGAUUCUGCCACUAGUAGUAGACUCUCAAGGACUGGUCCAAUUUGGUUCUCCUUAGUAGCUUCUGAAAACCAGGAAGGAGAUGGACCACCCUUGCCUCAAAUUCCUGCAAGUUAUGUGAGAAUAAAGGAUGGUAGCGUACCAGUCUCAUUCAUCCAAAAAUACCUAAUGAAGAAACUGGACUUGACUAGUGAAACAGAGGUUGAGAUUAAAUGUAUGGGACAAUCAGUGCUCCCUACAUUGCGGCUUUAUAAUUUGGUUGAGUUGUGGCUGGAUACAGCAUCCACUUCACACAGAAUUCCAGCGACUAUUGGGUCUUCAGCAAAGGAUUUUGUCAUGGUCUUGGCUUAUGCUCGGAAGAUUCCACACCCUUGA
Molecule: messenger RNA, 1410 nt
Organism: Sphenostylis stenocarpa
Lineage: Eukaryota; Viridiplantae; Streptophyta; Magnoliopsida; Fabales; Fabaceae
Source: the annotation of a GenBank genome assembly